Danaus chrysippus (African queen) is the source of this 5439-nucleotide messenger RNA. Lineage: Eukaryota; Metazoa; Arthropoda; Insecta; Lepidoptera; Nymphalidae. The record is from the annotation of a GenBank genome assembly.
AUGGAUGAUAUUGGGAAACACGCUCCUUCUUACCAAUCAGAUCAGGAUAUAUUAAACGCUCGUGGUAUAAAUAUGACUGUAGACGAGGUAGCAGGCUUGCCGACCUGCAAGUAUUCGGAUAGAGUUCAGUCACUCAACCUUAGUGAAGAUGACUUGGCCUUCCUGAAAGGACUCCGACGGAGAAUUAAGAAUAGGCUGGCGUCACAGAACAGCCGACGUCGCAGUAUGGAGCAUCUACGUCGCCUCACAAGAGAACUACGUGCGUUAAGGGCUUGUAGGGAUGACGCGCUCUCAGAAAGACGUCUGUUAUUAGACACUAGGACUGAAUUAAGGGAAAGGUUCAAUAAACUACGAUGUCACGUGGUUCAGUACCUCCAAGAGCGUUCAGAUAACACCGAAGUACCGGACAUAGAUCACACAAGAAUAAAUAUGAACGAAGAUAGAACGGAACAGAACAGACAAACUGACAAAGAUAUAUUUGAGUGCAGAAUCGAGAAGUUGGUCCAGCAGAGCGUGAAUCAUGUCUACAGGGAGAAGAUAUGUGCCAAGACAGUGUUUAUAGGAGACGAGGUCCUUGACCUCUGUGUCAAGAAGAAAAGCCACGGAAGGAAACAGUCCACGCCGAAGAAAGUCGCAUACUGUCCUGAUUAUGAUGGGUUUGUGGUAGAUAUGUCUACUAAUGAUAGAUUUACAUGCUCGGGCGUGACUGAAAAAAGUUCUGCCGCGGCAGACACAGCUAGUGUACAGAACGACGAUGUUUUUAAGAAGAAAGAAUACAAACAGCGAAAAGUCUGUUUUCCUGAUGAAAAUCAAUUGGUGACAAAAUAUUUUGAGCCCUCCAACCCAUGGCAGGACAUACCCACGACGACGCGGUCACAACUUGCCGCAGAAUAUUUGGAGUCAUGCAGGAAACACAGGACACCACCAAUAGAUUCUGUCCUGCAGCAGAUAAGGGAAUUACCAGACAAUACAAUAGGUGGUGGUGUCAGAUCAGCACGACUGAUCCUGUCUCAAUGUUGUCUCCUCGGAGCUCGAGCUAUAGAUGCUCUGGAGGCUGUCAUGAGGAAGGUGCAGUUCAGGAGAUUGGAGCUGGACCACGCUGACAUAGAUGAUGAGGGGGCGGAGGCGUUAUUCGACAUGAUAGAGUUCUAUGAGAGCACUUCAGCCAUAUGUCUGAUGGGGCCGCAGAGGUUCGGCAUACGAGGAUGGCAGGCUGCUUCAAGGAUGAUUAAGAAGAGUGUAGAGCUGACUGAACUAGAAGUAUGUGACAGUCCCUUAGAGGCGUCCCACGCGCCUGUGUUAGAGAGGGCGCUUCGCCCCGCGUCUUGUAGACUAAGGGUGCUGUGCUUACAACAGGCGGCGUUGGCUGGGGAACCGCUAUUAUGUCUUGUUAUAGCGUUGAAGACGAACACAUCGAUACGCGAACUGCGGCUUGGUGAUAAUAGACUCACGCCCUCCGACGCGCAGCAGAUAGCAUCAGUACUACGAUACAACACGAGAAUACAGCUUUUGGAUCUAUCGAAUAACUUAAUACAGGAUUCCGGUGUGGAUUAUAUUUCAUCAGCGUUGGUCGAACAAGCAGAACAUUCGCCACCGUCGACUGUAGCAUCGCCGCUAUCACCACAUUCUGUUUCAGGCUGCGGUUACGAGUCGACUGGUCUGGCGUUCCUGGUGCUAUGGAACAACCAGCUGACGAGGAACUGUGCGCAGUAUCUGGCUAAAGUACUGCGUACAUCAAAGUCCCUAUGCGUGUUGAACGUGGGUCGUAACGCCCUCGGUUCAGAGGCCGUCCGGUCCUUAGUAGGGCGAGGCCUGGUGUCUUUGGGCCUGCAGGCGGCGCGGCUGGGCCCGGACGCGGCACGGGGCCUCGCUGACGUUAUACGAGGGGGGGAGAGGCUGCAGAGGUUGGAUCUCCGGGACAACAAGUUGGGUGUAGCGGGACUACAAGCGAUACUGGCGGCUGUUAAAGAACAUGCGUCUAUCACACAAAUAGACCUGGACGAUCCAGCGGAAUCACAGACGGGCGUCCAGAGCACGGAGGCUGCGACAGUCGCGCGACUUCUGCGCGACAUUCGUGUCGUGUGUCGCGGGAACGAACCCGCGGCCCCCGAUAGGCUCAUGAGGAAGAUCAGUCUGACGUGUCAUACGGUGCCUAUGAUUAAGACUCCAGCAGCUGAUGAUGAUCGUCGCGUCCGUCUCCGCUCCCCUGCGCCCUCUCCAGCCCCCUCGCCUGCUGGUAGCCCUGUACCUACACCUACUGGGUCACGGUUUUCGGUGACGCGAGUGACCCCAGACCGUGAGAUGUCAGAUUCAACCCCCACUACCCCAACUAGGUGUACUUCAUCAAGAUUUAAAGUUGUACAGGUAGUUGAACCACAAGUACAGACGCCAAGGAAGUCAGCAUCAAGAUUCUCAGUGACGAGGAACUAUGACACUACUUACAACCCCACGCUACCACCGACCACGCCGUCACCAUCACCAUCGCCAUCACCAACACCGUCACCACUACCAGAUAGAAGUGAGAAGAUUGGCCCAAAGAUUGGCCCAAAGAUUGGCCCAAACAUCGACGAUAGUGGCCAUGAUAAACAAGCAAAUGAACGAUCGAAUAUUGUUGAAAAUAUAAACACAGAACAUAAAGAUAUCACGAAUAAGAAACAGACUGAGAUGCUGGCAGACUUUAGUUAUGAUGAGGUCAUCAUAAAAGAUGUUAUAUUAAAAGAUAAAGAUAUAAAAGAUAUAGAAGGUAGUUUGAUAAUUAUUGACGAUGUGACAGACAAGGAACAAUCGUGUACACCAGCUAAGGAAUUAGAUAUGUGCGAAGUGAUUGAGAAAAGCGGAUUUGGUGUCAAACACCAAGUUAGUGACGAUAGUGUUAAUGAUUCGGACAACGAAGUUUUUAGUGAUAGUGCUGACUAUAAAAAUAUAGAUUUAGUAUAUAGUGAUAGGAACGAACAAAUGUCUCACAGUGAGACAGAGACGGGUGUAGCGAUAUGUAUAGGUGCGAGCGAGACGGGUAGAGAUAUAAACGAAACAGAUAGUCCAACCAAAGUACAUCGCGACCAAAAUGUAAAUAAUAUAUAUAAGGAUGAUAAAUUAGCCAUAGAUGAUGAUAGGGUUGUAGAUGUUGUAGAUUUAAACGUAACCAAUGUACCUGCUCGAGAUAGCGUAGUGUUAAAGAAGAACAAGAGUGAGUCGAGUCUCGACAGCCCUGACCUGGAGGUGUCUCGGCUCAUGAGGAGACCUGUUAGUGCCUUCUGUGAUAGUAGCUCGUCCUUGGAGAUAUCUGGCAGCUCUAUGGAGAGCUUGAACAUUGACAGACCCAGGCUGAUAGUCGAUAAACAUCUGUCCAAAGACAACAGCGUCGAAUCGACUAGUGAUGUGACACCAGUGAACCUAAAUGUAUCGAUAAGUUCCAACGAGAGCGUAUCGCCGAUCAUAUUCGCUAAGAAAAUCCACGGAUCGCUAUCCAGCUUAGAAGCGAGUGUCAGUUCGGUUGAAUCCGCCAAAGAGAAAAUCAUGGUGACGUCAGCGGAUUCAGGGAUUGAAUAUUCUUUACAAAACCCAUCGGAAAUGAAAGAAGAUAGUUCGUCUAACGAAGGCACGCUAACUUGUAGUUCGAGUUUAAAGGAAACUAUAAGGAAGGAUUCGCAGGAUACUGUCACACCGAAGCGAACAUCAAGUCUAUUGGAUGUUCCCGCUUUGAAAUCCAAGGGCUUAGAACGGAUGAGGAAAAUAUCAUGGGUAGCGCCAUCAGCUAGCUUCCAUCUGCCCAAAGCUGAUGAAAAAGUGGAAUAUAAGCUGCCGGGGAAUUUGGAGAAGUUGCUCAGCCUCUUCCAACAUCCGAGCAGUUUGUUCUCCAGAAGCAGCAGUGAUGAUGAGAGGAAAUCUAACUCCGGAACACCUCCGAGGAAAGAUUCUUCUCUGACCAGCUCUUUCUGGUCGUGGGGAAGUGUGGCUGAGAAAAACGAUGACGAUAGCAUAUCGGAUGCAACAGAUUCAACGCUAUCCGAACGUGUUCAAGUUUCGUUCGUAGACGAAUCAUUCUCAAAGAAACUCGACAGCAAAACACCUUCCACAGACACAGAUAACACUCUAAGUGAAUUUCAGUUUCCUAACACGGAUAAAGUUACCGUAACCACCGAUAAAUUAGUACAAACUUUAGAUUUAAGCGACGCCAGCUCGGCGAACCCGAGCGAUGAUCUCAUAGUGCCCAACGAUUUUGUAUACGACGAUAAUAUGAAAAGUGAAGAGAAAAUUGACGUUAAAAGAACAUUCGCCUCUGUUUUAAAAUCAUCCGGUACGGAGAACUCAUUGGAGAAACCGAACCCUGAUGUAGAACAGACGGUCGAGAAGCUUCCUAGCAAAGUGAUUAGAGGCAUUAAGGAAAAUAUAAGCCCGGAGAAUACUUUGACUUCCAGUAUAGCGACGAAAGCCAUGGCUAUGGAGGUAGCGGAAAGACAGGCAAAAAACAAACAGAUCGUCAACACAGUAUGGGAAGUCACGAAUCCAUUGACAGAGAAAAGUGACACUAAAGUGCUCGAGAAGAAGACUCAAAGUGAUAUGGCGCCGAUAGCGAAUAUAGACGAAACUUGCGACGUAUCAGCUGAUGACGUCAUCCAGCUGGCGUACAUCGAUGAUAAAGCUGAUAAGGUUGAGAAGGUCAUGGAGAAUAUUGACCUUGGGAAGGACGCGCUGUCGUACCUGAUAUAUGAGAACCAAGAUUACGAGGAUACGGAAACUGUGUUGGCGAACAGAUCGCAGGAAGGAUCCCUGGCUCAAGAGUUACGGGAUGCUGAGAUUAAAGAAAUGCUAGAUCUAUCACCGGAAUUAGUUUUAGACGAGGCUUUGGAGAUACCGGAGAUAUACACGGUAGAAAUCAAAGGACGAAAGUCUUCACCAGUCAUACCAGAGCGAGCGAAGAUGAAGAAGUCCAAUUCGCUGGAAGAUUUGACGAAGAGGCAGAAUAUAGAAGAGAAGGAGAGUCCUAAGAUGAAGACGAUAGCUUUCAAAGUACCAGAAAGCACCACGCCUAGAGACAUACCGGAGAGACGAACGAAAUUACGAUCUAGAAGCGGUUCCAGUCCAAAAUCAUUACCAGAAAGUCUCAAUAAGCCAUGUCCGUUAACAAAAAUGGAUUCUAUAUUAAGCAAGAAGAAGAAAAAGGUGUCCAGCCUUGGAAAAAUGGCGAAAGAUUCGCUGCUAGCGUUAAAUAUGAGUGAGGAGGAGAUAGCUGAGUUCAGACGUUCAUACAAACUGACCUCUGUUGAAAGUCUAAGAUCUUUAGAAUCAGUUUCCGAAGACGCGAAUUCACAUAGCGGGACCUCAUACGACUCGAGAUGCAGAGCCUGUCUUAGGACCUCACAAGAAAGUCUAAUGUCGCUAGAUUCAAUCAACGAGGAUUGUAGAUGUGUUGAUGAAGAGAAACGUCACCAUAGAUAA